This is a messenger RNA of Strongylocentrotus purpuratus (purple sea urchin), 2707 nucleotides long. RefSeq names its product partner of bursicon-like. The record is from RefSeq and is a predicted model, not a curated record. The coding region runs from base 871 to 1263 and encodes 130 amino acids. Gene Ontology annotation, molecular function: G protein-coupled receptor binding; neuropeptide hormone activity. Gene Ontology annotation, cellular component: extracellular region; bursicon neuropeptide hormone complex. Gene Ontology annotation, biological process: G protein-coupled receptor signaling pathway. The transcript has 3 exons. NCBI's taxonomy places the organism in Eukaryota, Metazoa, Echinodermata, Echinoidea, Camarodonta, Strongylocentrotidae.
CAGAAAUCCGGUGCUGAAUGGACAUCGCUGGAAACUUGUCAAGAUUGCCUCAUUUCCCACAAGGUGCUGUUUCAAUUGCACCCACUGAGGGGCGGAUUUAUUUAAAUAUAUUGAUCUGAAUUUGAACUCUCAUCUUUAAAUCUCAAGGUUCACCCAUCAUUACUUGUUUUCAGUGUGUCAAGCAAGAUCGAGAAGUUGUAACGAUCGCAUUCAGGAUUGGACAGGUGAUUCUUUCUUAAAUUAGAUCGUUUUAAUCUGUUCACUUCAUCUGGUCCGAUUAGACGUUUACCCGCCAUGAUCACAUGAUCAGAAUUGCUUGCAUCACUCUUCAUUGCAUGGCUAAUUGUAAAAGGUUGCAUCUCAAGCUGACAUCGAUGCCAAUGACGUCAUCGUCUCACUCAUUUCGAAACUUCUUUUAUUUAUUGAAUCGGAUGAGAUCAUUCGUGCAAUUUGAGAAGUUAUUCGCUUUGACUCGCUUGAUGAUUUGCCUUCGUUUGGAUGUGCGUGGUGUAUAAUUAUCUUAACGCUACUGACCGGCUAUGCCAGUCAAGAACUACCAAAUAGGAAUUGCAUGUUUAUCUUUGUAGAGUACAAGAGAAAAAACGACUACGUGAAAUAUUAUUGGCGUGACUGCAAUUAGCGUUUGUUCAGGUUUCGACUUGCUUAGUUUAUUUCACUUUGUCUUCCUCACCUCAAGACGUUAAGGAGGUUUCAUCGAACUAUACAAUAACUUGUUCACCUUGAUGUACAACUGUAGAUUGCUGUAAAAAAGUGACAAAGUUGUAAACGACCGAACUGUAAUCGACCGACAUCUACACGAAGUUUUCUUCCCAGUUCACGCCUAAACCACCUGGCAUCUGGCUGUACGCCAUGUUGUUACUUCUCGUCGUCUUACUCUGUGGGGCGGGAAGCGUUUCUCGCGUCAGCUCUCUCGCGGAUGGCGAGACUUGUGAGCUGUCACACGGCGAGACUACCAUAGAUGUCGAGGUGGUGGACGAUAACCUUCAAAGAACUCUUCGAUGUCGGAAACGAGUUCAGGUGAACCAAUGCGAGGGUAAAUGCAUAUCACAGGUGUCUCCUACCGUCUUACAACAUGGCUUUGAUAAGAAAUGUCACUGUUGCAGAGAACAUGGGAUGGUUCACAAGAAGGUUGUCAUGACAAACUGCUACGAUCACGCCCUAGGAAUCACAGAUCCAGAUUUCACUCACCAAGUGACUCUAAAACAACCCGAAGCCUGCCGUUGCCAGAUCUGUACAUUCUAAGAUUUUCCCAUAUUCGGUUUUUACUAUAUUUGUUCACUGAGAGGUUUUCCUAUGUAUUAUGUCCUUCAUAAUUGUAUGUAUUGUAAAUGAUUUUAAUGUUGGUGUUUGGAAAGUAAAGGACCUUUGUUUUUCAUAAUUAAUUAAUCAAUGAUUCAUUUUAUAAUGAUGUCAUUCUGACAUAUUUCUUUUUGUAAAAUGCUGCAUGAACAUGAGUAAGGCUUUAUCAAAACAUUAAAUGACCUAUCAACACUUUUAAAACUAAGGCAUGCCAAUAAACAAAAACGAUGAAUGUCCAAUUCAAGAUUUAUUUUGCUAAUAUUAAGCUUCAUUUUAUUUGAAUGACAGGUCAGAUAAAGAUCAUUUUAGACGUCAGGUUUUAAGAUCCUCUUGAAUGUCUCCGAGGAACGCGAGAAAUCAAACCAAUCUAUUGUUUAUCUUUAUCACCAAAAAUACGAAUGUUAGGAAUUUCAAAUGCAGACGUGUACUGUAAUGUUUAAAGCUACUACUCGCUUCAUGUAGGUUUAGUGUCAAGAUUGAUGUAAUUAACACAAUAACUAUGAAAGGAAAGAUAGCAUAACUGUACUCGGGUCAAGGGUUAACGUGAGAUUAGUAGUGCCUUUUUAUGCUGACGGGUUUUAUGAACGCAUUUCAAAACAAAGCAAAAGAAACGACUUCGAACACCCAAAAUUGAUUUUGCUUGAACUGUUCACUAUUCUUUAAACAUGUUUUCGAUGGAUUUAUACACAAUUUCAAUAAUUCUAUUAUAUAUAUUUUUAAUACGAAGUUGAUAAUACUAGUGUGAUUUUAUGGUUAAAGAGUAAUGUGUACAAUACAUGAAGGUGUCCUGUCAUAAAGGGAAUGAUAUCCAGUUAAUCUAUAUUUGAUUAACGGGAAAUUAAACCUUAAUAUCAAAUACUCUGGAGGAAAGUAGGACAAAUCAGAGAAGUAGACUGGGAAAAGUUUUAAUGAAGUCGGACAAAUAUUGAGAAACAAAAUUGGCUGAAUCGGUAAUAUCUCUGCGAUGUAGUAGCGGACAACUCUCCUAUUUGUUCCAAGACACGAAAUUACUCAAAUUUAUAUUUUAUACAAAUUUGUGACUCAGAAAGGUUUAUUCUCUUUGAAGGACCUGUAAUAACAAUAAUAAGCUAUCCAUAAUAUAUUUUUAGUGUUGCAACAAGAGAGAAGGCUCUUAGGAGAAAAACAGAAAUAAAUGAUAUUUUGUACACAACAAAGGGGAGAUUUAUGCGCGAUUACGUCACAGUCUCAUGACCAAACUGCCAAAUUGAGAUUCGCAUAGACUUAUUAGUGAUCUCAUAUUUAAAACGAUGAUAACUUUAUUAUUAUUUGUCCGAUUUAAUUCGUCAUUUUUUGUAUCUUAUUUUCUGCCUUAAUAAAAAUGAACUUAUCACAAGGGAUGGAUUUCCUUUUCAUGUCUUUAACUGAG